Messenger RNA from Cuculus canorus (common cuckoo), 2871 nucleotides. RefSeq names its product mitochondrial elongation factor 2 (gene MIEF2). Lineage: Eukaryota; Metazoa; Chordata; Aves; Cuculiformes; Cuculidae. The coding region runs from base 212 to 1576 and encodes 454 amino acids. The record is from RefSeq and is a predicted model, not a curated record. Gene Ontology annotation, biological process: positive regulation of mitochondrial fission; mitochondrion organization. Gene Ontology annotation, cellular component: mitochondrial outer membrane. The transcript has 4 exons.
GGGGCGGUGCGGGAUGUGGGGGGUUCGAUUCGCUCCUGCCCUUGAGGGGUCGGGGCUCCUCGCAGCCGCCCCUCCCGCGGGCACGGGCCGGUCCCCCCGCCGGUACUUGGGGCGGCGCGGCCGGGCUCGGAGCGGGUGACCCUGCCCGGGGUGACCCUUGCUCCUCGCCGCUCCCAGCCGGCCGGAGCCUUUGCCCCGGAGCUGGGCGACCAUGGAGCGGGGCAAGCGCCAGGAGGACAAUGGGCUGGGCAGCGUCCUCGACCUCCUGUUGGCCAACGCCAGGCUGGUGCUGGGCGUCAGCGGCGCGGCCGUGCUCGCCAUCGCCACGCUGGCCGUCAAGCGGCUGAUAGACCGAGCCACGAGCCCUCGCGAUGAAGGCGAUCCCAAAGCGGAGCAAAAGACGCUGGAGGAGAGCUGGCAGGACUUGGCCUUGAUCAAGGCAACGCCAAAACCCCCAAAGAAGCAGAGAAGGGAGGACCUCAGUGAGCCUCUACUCUCUCUGGCUCGGCCACCAGCAGCAGAGCCCAGCGUCUGCUCUGCCCCUCCGGAGACUCCUUGGGUUGAACUCAGCCCCCCGCGCUGCCUCACGCUGCAGGAGAAGCUGCUCUCCCACUACAGCAGCCGGCUGGUGGUCCCCGAGGCAGAAGCAUCCCUCGCCUUGCAGCUAGCCAGGAGCAUCUGUGCCCAACUGCAGAGCUCCCUGCGGAGCAAGUGCCCGGAGCUGCCCUUUGGCAGCCUUUUCCUCAGUGGUCCCCUGCUUGAUGGCCUCGGGGCUCUGAGGGCCGACCACCUCCACCUCAUGCUGCCUGUGGUCCUCGAUACUGCGCUCUGGAGCCUCAUUUCAGGAGAGGACACCGUGGUGAGGAACCCCCAGUACUGGAUGAUCAAGAGGACUGAUCUGGAGUAUUUUCCUCGCGGGUGCAGCCCCUGGGAUAGGUUCAUUGUGAGCCGGUACCUCUCCUCCAACGUGCUCAACGAGACCCUCCACAAGAUGCUGGUGGCCUCCAUCAACUGGCCUGCCAUCGGCAGCCUGCUGGGCAGUGUCAUCUACCCAGUUGUGGCCUCCCCGGAGCUGAAGCUGGAAGUCAAACAUGAUCAGUUUGACUUGAUCAUCACUCUCUUCCCGGUGGUGGAAGUGGAGGACAAGGUUCUUCUGGCUGCUCCUCCUGAAGGACUAGUGGAAAACCUCUGGCUUGAGAGCUUUUACAGGGCAGAGGUCUCGAAGGUGAAGGAGCUGGAUGCUGGUGACUCCGGGGCUCGGCAACACUUCCUCCGCAUCCUGAAUGGCAUCUGCAAGAGCCACCCCACCCUGCACAAACUCAGCGGUAGCCCCUUGACCCAUGUUGUCCUUCACCUCAGUGCCACCAAUUUGGACUGGGCAGAAGAAAGCCUUGCGGACAGAUUCCAGCAGGUGCUUGAGGAGCUGGUAGGGUACCUGGAGACGGGGGUCCUGCCUUCCUAUUUCAACUACAAAAUCAACCUCUUCUCUGAGCUGUUGGAAGAGGAAAUCGAUGAGAUGGGCUUCAUGCUCUACCGGGCCUUGUCUGAGCCAGAGCUCCUGCUGAAGGAAGAAUGACUGGUGCAUGGGGAGCUCCCAAACACAGGGUGUUCCUCACCCACCUGCUGCUCCUCACUGUGAGGGUUGCAAUGCUUCUAGUUGCCUAAGAGUAAGAGGCAAAGUUCUUGCACUUUAUGACAAAACAAUAUUUGCUGUCUGAACAAACCGUGCCUGAGCAGAGAUGGGUUCUGGCAUGAGGAGCCUUUGGCUGGGAGGCUCUGCUGAACCCAGAGCGGGUGCAGAGCCCGCACCUUGAGUCCCUGCAGGUGAGUCCUGGGCACUGGGAGCUGACGGGCAGCAUGUUUGGUCUCUGGUUCCCGGUGUCCCGAGCCUGCCCCAAGCCAUCAGGCUUCUCUUGUGAGACCACCUGGAGCUGGAUGGGGGCAGCUCCUUGCUGCCACUGGGUCCCGUGGACCCUAGAGGUGCAGUGUCUCAGGUGGGUCCUUUCACCAGCGCCCCUGGUCUCGCUGUGCCAUGCCCUCAGGCUGGCUUUUGGGACCGGAUGGGAGCCUCCUCCCUCUAUAGGAUAUUGCCAGGCUGAUAUAAGGCCCCAGUGCUGACCUGGCUGGGUACUUGGAGGAGCAGCCAUAGGUUAUUCUUUGGAGACCCUUUCAGUGCCAAAAGGGGUGAGCUCAGCCCCUUCCUUCCACCUCAAGGAUGGGGUGUGCUUCCAGCCCUUGUCCCACAGCAGUGUUUGCUGGAAGAUGUCCCGCAGAAGGCAGCAGCAGGAUGUGAGCUGCUGACUCCCGGGAGGCUCCUGCUCUGGGUCCCUUGCAGGGGAACUGCAUCCCCUCCCUGGUGGGUGGGUUGAUGCCAGAGUCCCUCUGCAGGUAUAAACCAACCCUGGCAUCCCCAUCCAGUGACUUUUCACUUGUGCUGCUGCUGUCCUGAGGUCCUGUUUUCCUGGAAGAAGGGAAGUAGGACAGGAAUGAUGCUCUGAGCAAAGCACUUGCAAAAACUGAAGUACUUUGCGCUUUUUAUUAAGAAGUUAUGUUUUGUUGGGGUGUUUUGUUUUUUUCCUUUGAGUGGCUGCUCGUAGGGUUUGGUUCUGGGCUGUCAUCCUAGGGGAAAGGAAUGUGUUCGUGUAUUUAACAGGAAGAGCUGAUUUUGCACACUGGUGGAGAUGGAAAAAUGCUGUGGACAUAGGUUGUUGUGGUUUAGUUUUCUUUACAGCUAUCAUCUUGUUUGCAGGAGGGGAAAAAACCCUGUGCUUUUCCUCCCAGUCUGAAGUUUCCUUAAUUUGUUGCUCCAAAACGCUUCCCCAGUGUCAGCUAUGAGAAUAAACCUUCCCUGUGCACACUGGUUCUCUUGUG